AUGUACAGUGUUGAAGAAUAUAAGGCAUUGAAAACUCGCAACCGCUAUAGAUUAAGAGAGUUAAUAAGGACUUCAUAUGUAAUAGGCAUAAAUCUACACGAGCAAACAACCCUAAGAGGGCUGAGAAUCAUUACUGUUUUACUCCUAACUUUAUGUUGCAUUGGCUUAUAUCCUCGCUUUUUGAUGUUACAACAUGCCGAUGGUGAUGUACCGCUCAUGGCCGAGGCAGUUACAACCGCACUACAAACAACAACAACUAUGGUAAAAAUGACAUACUAUUUUUUUAUGCAGCAUAAAUUUCACGCUUUGAUUGACAAAGUUGAAACUCAUGAACUUCUACAACGCAUCGAAAUAUUUAUGACAGAUAUGCCCAUUAAAAUGCAGUUGAAACAAGAAAUCGAUACAAUUAUGGAUACUAUAUGGAUGGAAUCGAGGCGACAACUUUUGAGCUGUCUCAUAACCUGUUCAUGCAUACUUAGCAACUACUUUUUCUAUGCGGUCUUCACAAAUUUAUACCAUCAAAUAAAGGCCACGCCGGACUACGUUUAUAUUUUGCCAUUCACUGGUUAUCCUAUGUUUCUCGACAAAGGUAUGCCAUCCUUUUAUUAUGCCUUUGAAAUGCUCGCCGGCGGCAGUUCACUUUUAUCAUCAGGCAUGUGUUCUGUUAGUUUCCACUGCAUUUUUAUGAUAUUUUGCAAGCAUGCCUGUGGACUUGUGCAGGUGUUAAAAAUGCUACUACUCAGAUCAAACUCACCGUUGGUGCCGAAACAUCGACGCGAUGAAUAUUUGCGUUAUUGUGUAAUUCAACAUCAACGGAUACUUGAGUACAUUGACGAAAUCAACGAGCUUUUCAAACACAUCUCUCUUUCCCAUUUUCUUCAUACUUUGGCGAUUUAUGGUUUUGUACUCUUCGAAAUGAAUUUUGGUUUGGAAACAAAUAAGGUUAUACUUAUCCGCAUGAUUAUGUAUAUUGGCGCUGCUCUUACCGUAGAUUCUAUGUAUUAUGUCAAUGGUCAAUUCUUAGCCACAGAGCUCGAAAGCAUACCCUCAGCUUGCUACGACUGUGAGUGGUACAACGAGUCGAAGGACUUCAAGAAGACUGUGCAAAUGAUAAUAAUGCGUUCCAAUAAGGAGUUUUGUUUCCAGAUAUCUUGGUUCGGAGUUAUGUCUUUAACCACACUAUUGGGUAUUUUAAAAGCUAGUUUCUCAUAUUUCUUAAUACUUCGAGAUCUGACAACAGAAGAAGAUUAAGCGAUGGAGUUGUAGAACGAAGAACGUGGAGUGUAGUGAUUGCAACAACAACAAGCUUUAGAAGUUACGCAAACGAUUAUUUAUCUACAUACAUAGCUGCCUAUCUUCAGAUGUAAA
Messenger RNA from Rhagoletis pomonella (apple maggot), 1368 nucleotides. RefSeq names its product odorant receptor 63a-like. Lineage: Eukaryota; Metazoa; Arthropoda; Insecta; Diptera; Tephritidae. The transcript has 10 exons. The record is from RefSeq and is a predicted model, not a curated record. The coding region runs from base 1 to 1251 and encodes 416 amino acids. Gene Ontology annotation, biological process: detection of chemical stimulus involved in sensory perception of smell; sensory perception of smell. Gene Ontology annotation, molecular function: olfactory receptor activity; odorant binding. Gene Ontology annotation, cellular component: plasma membrane.